This is a messenger RNA of Physella acuta, 5359 nucleotides long. RefSeq names its product transient receptor potential cation channel subfamily M member 4. Gene Ontology annotation, molecular function: ligand-gated calcium channel activity. Gene Ontology annotation, biological process: calcium ion transmembrane transport. NCBI's taxonomy places the organism in Eukaryota, Metazoa, Mollusca, Gastropoda, Physidae. The record is from RefSeq and is a predicted model, not a curated record. Gene Ontology annotation, cellular component: plasma membrane.
GGCUAGUUUUACACCCACGAUUUGGGCACUCGUUUGUGUAGAAAUAUUUUGCUUAAUUUAGAACUGCAGAUCAACAAAUUACACAUACGAAUGUGUGCUUCAAACGUUGAAAUGGAAUAUGUUUCAAUCUACUUAGGUGUGUAAGCGGAAAGAUCACUCAGACAGUUGGUAGAGUCGAAGGACGUAUGGGAGUUUGUCAACAAAAUCACAAUCUACCUGUGGCGACGGAAAGAAAAUGAGUAAGACCAAACAGCAAAUACACCCAACAAAACCUAUUUUAAAGACAAAAAGUUCCAGGUCACUGAUCGCCAACAACAGACAAGCAUCAAACUUACUGAGGGUCACAGUCCCCCAUGAACAUGAUUCAACGUACGGAGAAGAGAUCGGAAACAAGCAUGAAGUCAUAUGGAAAAACGCCAGCGGAAAAUUCAGCCAGUCUCAUUUAGUGGAGAAAAGGGGUCAGUGUUGUGAUGUUUUGGACGGUUUCCGCUUUGACCGUCCUGAGCUGGUCAUUACUCUUCUGGGAACCACCUACACGGAUGACGUCAUAGCCGAUACUAAAUCUAUACGAGAACCAAGUUUUAUCCAGCCAAAACAAAACGGCGGCGGUAACGGACAGGUUUCGAGUCCGGCGGAGAAGAAAGCAUUGACUAAAAAUGACAUGAAAUUUGCUCUGUCUUAUACGGGCAAGGGUGGCCUUCACCUCCUUCAACCCCCGCUGAGGAGGCGUCUGAUCCAUCUGAUUCAAAACAUUGGAGCUUGGAUUAUGAGCGAAUACGAGGAUAAAGUUGUUCUAGAAAGUUCCAACCUGCCUUUCCCAGACCUACGGGAUCAUCAUCAGGAUCUUCUAUUUCCAGAGGACAAAUACAUCUGGCCACCCAAAGUAACAUACAGCUGUGUUUGUCUCACCAGCAAGAAGAUCGAAUCUGUUACAAAAGAACUAAAGUGCAAUGAAUGUAUACUAGUAGCAUCGGGGACAAAAGAAAGUCUAAAGCAGCUUAACAAAUACAAAGAUAAAUGGAAGCAUAUGCUCAUAGUAAAAGGCUCAGGUGGCUUGGCAGAUGUCUUAGCUUAUGCCAUUCAACAUGAUCCUCAGGGAAUAAAUGAUAGGCUCAUAAUAGACAUGCUUAACACAGUAGAUGCCAAUAAAACAGCAGAUUAUGGAAGCCUAGAAGAUGAACGCGCCUCUACAAAGUCUGUAGUUUUGACUGUGUACAGCAAUAGUUCAAGUCAGAAUGGAGAUCUGAGUUCAGAUGACAAAACCUGCAUGCAGUGGAUAAAAGAAAUUUGUCAAAAUGCCACUCUUUUUGAACCAGAUCUUUCACUUUCUGACCUUGGCCUUGGCAGAGCUAUCAUCCAAGCAAUUUUUAAUGGCUGUGACAAAAGAAAUCCAGAGUUGUUGAAGUUGUGUGUAGAUCUUGACUGCAUCAGGGAAGCUUCUAAAUAUAUUUUUUUGCCUGGCUACAAUAGCAAGGAUUGUGUUUUUGUGCUGAGGUCAGCAUUUGCACAAAACAAAGUUCAUUUUAUUGAGUAUUUUCUACAACAUGGAGAUUUCAGGGCUAUCGCCAAUGAUCUCAACGUUAGACGAAGUAUUAUGUCUGAUUCACGUGCAAUGAGUUUUAACAAAAAUACUCUUUGGCAAGCUGCAGCUUUAAACAAUGAAGAUGCUUGCAACAUAAUUGAUCACCUGUUCCGUCAGUCGCUUGUGUCCAACAACCUAGAAAUGUCUCUUCUAUUUUGGACUGAAACAACGCACCCAUUAGCUACAGCCUUGUUGGCCUACAGGUUUUUGAAAAAAAUGGCUAAAAAAGAGAAAAAUGUCUUGCGGAGUGAGGCCAUCAAAGAAGGAGCUCGAGAAUACCAAGAGCUGGCCGUAGCACUAGUCAAUGCUUGCUACGAGAAAGACCCCUCAACCACAUCUAAGAUGAUCUCCAGCAGGAUGGAGCUCCUUAACGACAAAUCCUGCAUCGAGUUUGCUCUGUUGUCCCACAACAGAGAGUUCCUGAUCCAGCCCGCCAGCAUCAACCUCCAGAAACAUCUGUGGAACUGGGGCAACAGUUGGGACUUUUAUAAGGAGAUCUCCAGGGACCAGUCCAAGACACAGGAUGCUAGAGCUGCCAAUUCACAACAGGAGUUCUCUGAAGAGAGCAAUGAUUCACUAAAGGAUACAAAAAGCUCUGGUGAAAACUAUUGUGCAAAUUUAGACAAAUAUUACCUACUCCUAUGUUACCCAAAGAUAAUGUUUGCAUUUAGUGGGAUCGGUCUUCUUAUUUUCGUGUACAUGUUUGGCCAGCUUAUGCUAGGCCAGUUGCAUCGUGCAACAUUUAAUUGGCUGGAGGUCUAUUUGUUGGUGUAUGUUGUCAUUGAGCUGGCUGAGGAAAUUAUGGAGUUCUACUACACAGAACCAGCUUUUGACAAUAAGGGGAAUAAACUCUGGCUAAAGCUGAAAACUUUUUAUUCAAGUGGAUGGAACUGGGUUGAUUUGGUUUCUAUCACGCUGUUUUUUAUUGGUGCUGGAUUAAGGGUGUAUUCAUUUUUUGAAUCAACAGAUUCUGAUAUCUUUGAGUUUGCCAGAGUUCUGCUGUGUUUUGACUUUAUUAUGUUUACUAUUAGACUUCUGCACAACUGUUACAGCAGCUCACACUUGGGUCCCACGUUUGUCAUGAUUUUAAAAACUACCCAGGAGCUCUCCAUAUUCCUGUACAUCCUUGCCAUUGUUUGGAUCAGCUACACCAUAGCAUCAGAAGCCAUCUUGUACCCCAAUUCCCAGCUCAAUCGUUACUUGAUCUUCUACCUGUUCCGCAAGGCUUACUGGCAGAUGUUUGGGGAACUUUUUCUGGAUGAGCUCGAGGCUGAAGAAAAUGGAGAAGGUUUGAGUGGUCAUGAGUGCACAACAGAUCCAGAUUACUACAAUACCUACAGAAAACUGCGAUGUCCUUCAAACAUUGGCCGCUAUAUAGCACCAAUUUUGUUAGGUGUCUACAUCAUGUUCACAAAUGUCCUACUUUUCAGCUUAAUCACAGCCAAUUUCACGAAAUCUAUUGAGAAGAUCCAGGCUAAAGCUGACAAAGUUUGGAGGCUGCAAAUUUUAGACUUAACUAUUGCAUACAACCAAGUUUGGUUCCUGCCUCCCCCUUUUACACUGAUCUCCCUUGUAGCUCGUUUGCUUGAGAGGAAGAAUAAUCUUCAAUUUUUCAAAACAAUAACAGAUCCCCAAUUGCUGGCAAAAAUAAAUGAUAUGGAGGCUGAAGUUAUGCAAAUGCACAUUGAGCCAAUGGUUUUUAAAAAGAAAAAUAUUAAAGAACUAAAAGCCAGUGAUACAUUAAAAUUUCAAGCAGAAAAUCAGAAAGAUGUGAACAGUUACAACUGGACAGCCAUGGAGGAUUUUUCCAGCAACUUUUGGGCUCCACUAAAAAGUGACAGAACCCUGACCGAUGAGAGCAGUGCAUCAGAACACACCAGGAGUGACCCAGAGAACCUGGAGGAUCUCACCUACCUAAACCCCUUUAAAAAGCAAAGCCUCAGCUUUAAUAGAUAUGACAAGGUUUAUAAAAUUGACCGGAGGAGCUACCUGGGUAAAUACAAGGUCACACAUGACGGUUACCCGGUUAACCCUAAACUGCAACCGGCUGAUGAGAGGGGAGACAGAAGAAGAGCUCAAGGCCUGCCAAGAUGGGGUCCCAAUCAUCGUGGGGUCGUUAUUGUAACCAGGCUGAAAAUAAAGGACCAACACAUAGACAGGAAAGAUAACAGAGAUAUAAUUGAGUUUCUGGUGGAAAAGAGUGCUACUGAGAGUCAUGAGUUUCACUUCCCCAUGGUAAUUUGUGAUCCGAGUGUUGAUCCUUUUACUUAUUUUCUACAAGCUAUCAAGAGUGAUCCUGAAAGGCAAAUACAAGAAACUGUUGGUACUGCAAUGAAGACAAAGCUUUUCAAAAAGAAUUUACAGGUUAUGGCAGCACAAAGCAAAGAAACAGAAAAGAACGGUACUAUUACACACAAAGAUUUAAAAACCAAAGUUUCCAGCUCAAAAUUUAAACCAGCGCAUUUGGAAAAUGCUCAGAAAGAUGAGAAAAGCAAACAGAAAGAGAAGAAAAAAUCUAAAAAGAUUAAGAAAACUGUCCGCAACUGUCAGAGAAGUGACCCAGUUUACCGUGGAAUUUUAGACGACCCCACAACAAUGAACAGUUGCUCAUGGGUUGAGAUCAGGGUCAUCAACUACCACAACCCUAGUGGCGAGAACUGCAAGCUCAUCAACAAAUCUCAGAACUACAUGUGGAUUGAUGAGGAACAAUACAACAGCCUGCCACCCAGAGAUCUGAACUUCCUGGAGAGAGUUUGUGACCUGCGCAACGCCUGGUCACCCAGGAAAGCUGAAAGGAUGACAUCAGCUAAGAGUGUCAGAAUAUCGGCCAGGACGCCACUUUUGAAGUGAUCGUGGCAACAAUCAAGCUCAUGAAUUUUACAAUUUGUUUCAACAGAAUCUAUGCAAGGAUAUUGUUAGCCCGGUGUGAUAGUGCUUUGAAAAAGUGUUUUUGUUUGCAUGUUGGAAAUGUUCAAGAUUUUCUAAUAUUGAAUAAUGAGUAGCAAUUAAUUUAUGCCAUAUUUAUAUGUUUUUAAUCAUUUAUUAUCAUAAACAGAUAAAGCAUACUUUUAGACUAGAUAUAACCCUACUCAUAAGAAUACAUUAUAUUUUUCAGUUCUCUAUCCUAAUUAGAAUUUUUGUUUAAAAACAAUUUGAUAUAAUGGGUCUUAGAUAGGGUAGUUUUGUGUAAGAUAAAUUAGUUUAAAUAAGGUAGAUUUAAUGUCACACAUCAAUCACACAUCAAUAAAGUAUUAGAUAGGCCAAAUCAAUAGUCAUUUAGUAUAGAAGAAGGACCCAAUAACUUCAUAUAAAAGGGAUUUUUCUGAAAUUUUUGUGUAAUGCAAAAUUAUAACUACACAAUAGACAAUUAUAUUUUUUAUGUUAAUUAUUGUUAUUACAUUGAUGUAAUCAUUUUACAAAUGUUACAUUUAUUAUUGUAUUAAAUGUGAAAUGCAUUAUGUGAAUCCUGCCUUACUUAACAUAUUUAUAUGUUUAAUGAUAUUGUCUCUGAAAUAAAUUUGAAUUCAUUUUUUACACUUGGCCAUUUUUAUUCUACAUGGCCCACAUGGCCAUGUUAUCCUACAUAGUUAUAAAUGGCCAGCGCCCAUCAUAAAUGAAAAAUGAACUGUUUUUCUUUUUAAUCUAUACAACAUUCACUAUAAUGGGUGUAAAAGGCAUUUUUAAAACAUUUUAAAGUUUUCCCAGUGUUUCAAAAGUUUUGUUUUGGAAAAAACAUUCAUUAAAAUGAACUACUGCUGCCUUUGUAAUAAAAAAUUA